CUCUGUGGCAACAAUGUCUCAUACCUAUCCAUCAAGAUACUGGGGCUGCUUGCAACCGCUGCUUUCGUGCUGUGUACCGCUCGAUAUGGCACUCCAUCCGUCUGUAUCUCUCCGCGGCAGACUAGGAAUUAGCUACAUGAACUACAGUCUAAAAUAUCCCUGCUUUCUCCACCCUUCGAGCCGGCAGACAUUCCAGACUGCUGAUCCUUCGUUUCCCACGCACCCAAAACGAGACCAUAGAAGACUCGCGGGCUGCAUGCACCGGGAAUGCAGCAAGUCACAAGACCUUGAACUGCUUCAGGGUCGUUCAGUCACGACGGUCAGCUCUGCACAUUUGUAAGGCACCAGCGGGGUAGAGCA
Macroventuria anomochaeta is the source of this 360-nucleotide messenger RNA. RefSeq lists its product as uncharacterized. NCBI's taxonomy places the organism in Eukaryota, Fungi, Ascomycota, Dothideomycetes, Pleosporales, Didymellaceae. The coding region runs from base 14 to 340 and encodes 108 amino acids. The transcript has a single exon. The record is from RefSeq and is a predicted model, not a curated record.